AUGACGAACGAGAAAAGCUCUCUCAAGAACCAACGCGACGCGUACUUUCAAGCGCUCGAAAACGAUGAAAAGAUACUAAAGAAGAAUAAAAGAAAACAUGGUACUACGAAUACGAAAUCGGAGCAAAUGGAACGGAAAAAACAGCUCGAUUCGAAGCGGAAACUCGCGCUCGAAAAGCUGCAAAAGAAGAACAAAAGCGUGAUCAUUACGAAGCAUUCUCAACAACAAGACGUAACAGAGGACGAGAAAGAAGACCAAACGAUCACCGGGAUACCAGGGCCACCGACGGAUGAAAAACCGCUCACGAGAGAAGAAUUAAGAAAAUUUCGAUUCUUUCGAGUGUCCUUUCCUUUAGGCGUGAAAGCCGGAGAAACGAUACGAGCGCAGAUUCCAUUCGGACCGAUCGUUAGAGUGACAGUACCAAACGGGUUAGAAGAAGAAACAGAAAAAGAAAGGACGGUGGAGUUUUACGUGAAAAAUUGGGAAGGUAUGGAGGACGCGUACGUUCCGCCGCCGCCGCCGGGGAUGGAGAAACAGUAUCGCAAAGCGAAGGCGCACGCGGAGAAAAUGUUGGAACGAGGGAAAGAGGUGACGUGCGAAAUCGUCGGGGAGGAUAUGGGGGUGAAAGAGAGACGGAUUUUAAGUGGUGGGUAUUUUGGGGAAGAGGAGGACGAGGAGGAAGAGGAAGACGAGGGGAGAAGGAUACCGCCGCCGCCGCCUAUUUCGCAAUUCGUACCGCCGCCGCCGCCGCCGGUUGUCGUGAAUCCGAUGAUGCCGAUGGCGAUGGGCGCGAGAAUGAUGCAACAGCAAAUUCAACCGCCACCGCCACCACCGCCGCCGCCGCAUCCGUAA
Bathycoccus prasinos is the source of this 852-nucleotide messenger RNA. RefSeq lists its product with no specific name. The coding region runs from base 1 to 852 and encodes 283 amino acids. The record is from RefSeq and is a predicted model, not a curated record. The transcript has a single exon. Lineage: Eukaryota; Viridiplantae; Chlorophyta; Mamiellophyceae; Mamiellales; Bathycoccaceae.